AUGCUGGCCAAUGGUUUGACCGAAGAGAACGGCACUGACCUGAGCAGAACAGUGCUAGCAGCAGCAGCAGCAGAAGCAGCGGCGGCCGAAUCCAUGGAGAUUUCAUCAAUCCGCAAUAAACUUCUCUUCGGAGAAGGCAAAAUGGAAUUUGGACCAUUGCUGAUUGAUAGGAAAGGUAGCUCAGCGACCAGUGACAGUACAGUAGCUGUGAUCAAGGAGUCAGCGGACGCGAACAAGCAGCCGUCCAGUCCAUUGCUCGGGGUUUCCGGUGAGCUGCCUAGUGAGGAUAAUUGUCCCUAUUGCAACCAUCAUUACAGAAAGGUAAUGUGCAUGUCGUUAAUCAAUGAGAAUUGGAUUUUUCCUCCGAGUACUCUUGGUUUUUCCAGUUCGUGA
Molecule: messenger RNA, 393 nt
Organism: Gongylonema pulchrum
Lineage: Eukaryota; Metazoa; Nematoda; Chromadorea; Rhabditida; Gongylonematidae
Source: the annotation of a GenBank genome assembly